Didymodactylos carnosus is the source of this 2566-nucleotide messenger RNA. The record is from the annotation of a GenBank genome assembly. Lineage: Eukaryota; Metazoa; Rotifera; Eurotatoria; Philodinida; Philodinidae.
CCGUUUAUGGAUUAAUAUUUGCCCUAUCAAAUUAGCUGUUGCCGGCUUUCUCACCACGCUUCGUAGCUGCGAAAUUACUUUUUUUUUUCUCUAAAAUAGGACCAGUGAUAACCGCCGGUUAAUAAUCGGUCCCUUUUUUAACAAAAAGCUUUGUAUCUCAUCUACGAAUCAUCGUGAGAAAGCCUGCAACAUCUUAUUUGAUAGAGCAAAUAUUUCUGCAUAAAACUGUCGACUUGAAAAAGUUUUGAAAGGUUUCUCCGAUUUUUAAAACUACUGCUCCCGAGAGCCCCGAUAAAAUAACCGUUGCAUGCCUAAAUAGAAGUGCAUUCAUUCCAUGCUUGAAACGCGUGUCUUAUAUCGAUCAAAUGGCUAAAAUACGAGUUUCAAGCAUCGAUUGAACGCGCUUCUGUGAAAUCGUCGUCUACUAUUGCGUUGUUUACAAGCGUUUGGACACCAUUUCAAACCAGAAAAGGCCUUAUGGAUACUAUGCCUUCAAUGAGUGGUGUCCAAUAAUUGUCAAAAAACAAUUUUAUACUUUUAAACGACUUACAAGUUGUUUUACAAAUCAAAGUAAUUAUAAUAAUAAAAGAAAAGAAUUACAUUAAAGAAAACUUACUGAUCGCCAAAGUGAAGUGAAAGUAUUUUUCAUUUAGUACUGUUUCCAACAAUAGUUUUAUGACAAUAUAAGAGAGUUAAUAAAUCUAAUCUAUUAAAAUACGUUCAGACUAUCACAACAAAAGUCAAAAAUACUGUUUAUCGGCGUAUUUGCUCACUAAACACAAAUAUGCAGUCGUUCUUUCAUUCAUAGUCUUCUCAGAUGAUCAUCGCUCGUCCAAUUGUACAUAUAUAUAUAAAAUGAGUCAUUUUUAUAGCAUUCAUAGAAAGUUUAUUACAGAUGGAAUUGUAUAGAACAAGAAUUUUUUUUCUCUCGUUCUCUGUAUGUACACAUUGUUUUUCUAAACACUUUAUUUCUAUUCUACAGUGAUGUGAUGCUGAUGAUCAUAGUGCAAAAAAAAGAAUACAGAAAGAAAGAUAUUAGUACAGAAAUAUAUUGUUGGUUGGCUAAUUCAUUGAGUUUAAAUGCAUAUGGCUACUACAAUCGAAUAUAAAAAAUAGAUUGUAUAUUAUUAUAGUAAUUGUCAAUAGACCAGAAAAUAAAGAAUUUUAUUAGAACUGAUUAUUUAUACUUUUUCAAUUAUCUAAUAUUAAAAAUGAAUUAAUUGAUAUUUAGUUUCUAAUAUUUUUCAUCAAUUAUUUUAAGCACAUCGACAGCUCAAGAAAAGAAUUUUGCAACUCUUGUUCCUCUUAGUACAUUUUUUUUACAAAAAUCGUGAACAGAUUUCACUGAAAAUGUGACUGUCAUACGCUUCAAGGGAUCUUCCCGUCAAUGUUUUUCCAUUAAUAUGCAUUAUCAUUAAGUGAUUACGUUUUUUAUUAUUGCCUGUUAGUGUACUAUUCAAUUAAUAAUAGCCUUCAAAAAUAUUGUUACAAAAUAACUACAUAAUAUAUCUUCCUCAAUGACCAAAACACAGUAAUGCUAUCAUAUUGUAAUAAGUUCUAUGUAUUUGUAAGAACUAUAAAUGUCACAUACUAAGAGAGCCUAGAUGAAGAAAUAACAUUUAUUAUCUGUGUUUUUUUCCUAUAUCCUAGUAUACAUCAGCUAUAAGAUGAUACAAUCAUUUGAACUCUUGCAUAGAAGCUGUCAAUCGACAACGAGAUUAAUCCUGUCAAGAGAAGAAAAUGAUAAUAUUGCAGAAAAAGCAAUAUAAACACAAGUAAAUUUAGCGAAUAUAACAGUUAGUUUAUAGGUACUCGUUUCAACUUCUAUAUUCAAAACAUUGCCAUGAUUUUCUGUUGGAAUACUAUUGCUUUGUUAAUCUUUUUUAUUGUUAUUAAUGUAUCAGUAACAGGUAUCAAUUUUAUAAUUAAUUAUCACUACUAAUUUCAAAAACUUGAAUAGACGUAAUUGACAUCAACAUGUUCGUUUUUGUUUUGUAUAGAAUCUUUUCGCGAUAAUGCUGAACAUUGUUGCGAUGUUGGCAAAAGUUUGGCCGAAACAAAAUCGUGUGAUAUUUCUACAAUUAAAGAUCAAACAAAUGGUACUUGUCGAUAUUUAAUGUAUAUUUGUUGCUUAUCAAAAUUACGAAUACAAUAUUGUGAAGAAGGUGUUAAAACAGCUCUAAGACUACUACCAUGUAAUGAAACGAGUUUUGUAAUCAAAGAUACCCAUCAGAUGUGUUGUACGUGUUGUGAAUUGGGUGUGAAAGCUGGAAGAGACAAAGAGGACUGUGAACCGUUGAAUGUAUUGGAAGAAGGAUGCGGUGAACAAUUUCAGAAUUGUUGUAAAAAAGCAAAAUCAUUAAUCUGUGAUUCGGGAUUUGAACUCGGUGACGAAGAACAAUGUCGAGAUAUUGAUGAGUGUUUAACAAAUCCUUGUGCAAAAACAAUGAAGUGUGAAAACAUACCUGGAAGUUAUAUCUGUGUUGAAGGUUGCAAACCGGGAUAUCGUUGGAAUCAAAAAUACGAAGAAUGUCGGGGUAUCGUUACUACCUACUAUGCGUUAUAA